Messenger RNA from Macadamia integrifolia, 2165 nucleotides. Its product is annotated as probable amidase At4g34880. The transcript has 6 exons. The record is from RefSeq and is a predicted model, not a curated record. NCBI's taxonomy places the organism in Eukaryota, Viridiplantae, Streptophyta, Magnoliopsida, Proteales, Proteaceae. The coding region runs from base 419 to 1957 and encodes 512 amino acids.
CAUUCUUUGUUGAUUUUAGAUUUUUGAAAACUUUUUAGCCACUUGUGUAUAAAAUUUCAGGCCCUAUCAAAGCUUAUUAUAUUAUUAUGUGAUACCCUGUGAGGAAUGUCUCAACAAGCUCACUGAGUCACUUCCAUUGAGAAUAAAAAAAAAAAAAAAAAAAAAAAGAAUUCUCCAUGAGAAAUGGUACCACAGAGUCUCUUUGUUUGGGGUUUUGAUCUGGUCUCUGAAAAUGAGUAAUCUUAUCUGUUUCUUCCCUUUGCUCCAUCAGAAAACUUGGUGAGUAAGCAUUCAUCAAGUAAUUAGAUCCGAACUGGUGAACCCAAGUUCCAAAUUUCUUCUGAGUUUCUUUUGGAGAGGGAAUCAGCUCCAAGGGCAUUUCGGUAUCUAAAUCUGUUCAUUACUCGAAGUUUCAUCCAUGGUGUUCAAUUUCGAAGAAGCGACCAUUGAGGAGAUUCAGUUGGCUUUUAGUCAAAAUUCCCUCACAUCGAAAGAACUAGUUCAGUACUACUUAAAUGCCAUUGAGAAGUGGAACCCUACACUUCAUGCUGUGAUCGAGGUGAACCCUGAUGCUGUAGCUCUGGCUGAGGCGGAGCAUAGCACACGAAGAUCACAAAUCCGCUGUUUCUGUGAAGAGAAACCAGACCCUCCUGACCCCCCAGUCCCUCCAGUCCCAAGUGUACGAGGGAUUCCAGUGCUGCUUAAGGACAAUAUUGCAACCAAGGAUAGAAUGGAGACGACAUCCGGAUCAUUGGCACUCCUUGGUUCUGUCGUCCCUCGAGAUGCAGGUGUUGUUGACAGACUUAGGGAUGCAGGAGCUAUCAUCUUGGGCAAAGCUGGCCUUACAGAGUGGGCGAAUGGUCGGUCUACAAUGAUGCAGCCCGGUUGGAGUGCGAGAGGUGGUACAGUGCAGAACCCAUAUCAAGUAGACGCUUUCCAGGGAGGUUCAAGCACGGGAUCUGCAGUUAGUGUUGCAGCAAACUUGGUGACGGUUUCCCUAGGAACAGAAACUGAUCAGUCCAUUAUUCAACCUUGCAGUCUCAAUGGUGUUGUGGGCAUCAAGCCAACUGUAGGUCUUACUAGUAGGUCAGGGGUUGUACCAUUGAGCCUUAGACAGGACACUGUUGGUCCCAUUGCAAGGACUGUGUCUGAUGCUGUGCAUGUGCUUGAUGUAAUUGUUGGUUAUGACCCUCGAGAUGAGAUUACCCUUGAUGCUGCCCAAUACAAUCCGACUGAUAAAUACCGGAAGUUCCUGAGAAUUGAUGGACUCAACGGAAAGAGAAUAGCAAAUCUAUGGCAUCAUUUCACAAUUAUAUAUGAUUCCGAUUCUGAUUCCUCAGUACCGGGUAUCUUUCAAAGUAUUCUCGAAACCAUGAGGGAGAAAGGAGCCGUUGUGUUAGAUGGCCUUGUGGUACCUGACUUUGAUACAAUUGUUAUGCCAAAUGAAAGUGGCCAAUCAGUAGCUCUUAAGUAUGAGCUCAAGCGUGAUCUAAAUGCUUACUUCUCCAACUUGCUUGAGUCCCCAGUCAGAUCAUUAGCUGAUGUUAUUGCCUUCAAUGAAAAACAUCCAGUAGAGGAAAAGUUGGAAGAAUAUAAACAGGAUUUUUUUGAAGCUUCCCAAGAAACUAACCUGCCAAGUAAUGCAUAUACAGAGGCAAUCCAGAAGUUAGAAAAUCUUGUCAAGGGCUUCGAGAAGUUCAUGAUGGAUAAUAAUUUGGAUGCUUUUGUGGCUCCAGAAUACGCUGGAGGGGCCAUUCUAGCAAUCGGAGGGCAUCCAGGCAUAACAGUACCUGCAGGUUUUGACAAUAGGGAAAUACCUGCAGGUUCUGAUCCCAAGGGUGUGCCCAUUGGGAUCCUGUUUGGUGGACUCAAAGGAUCGGAGGGAAGACUCAUAGAGAUUGCUUAUGCAUUUGAACAAGCAACCAAGAAAAGGGAGCCCCCAAUUAUAGCAUCUUAACCUGCAUAAUUUGAAUUGUUAUGGAAUUCUUGUUUGAGGUAAGCAGGAACUCGAGCACUCCACUGCUUGUUUCUUAGCCAAUAUAGUUUAAAGCAUGAACUCUGUCCUACCCAUGUGAAAUAUGUCAGGUACCGACAUGUGAUACAUGUUCUUGUCUUGUACGUGACAUGAUUGCUAUAUACUUCUAUGGGUACUCUUUUAUCAUCAA